Molecule: messenger RNA, 977 nt
Organism: Bacillus rossius redtenbacheri
Lineage: Eukaryota; Metazoa; Arthropoda; Insecta; Phasmatodea; Bacillidae
Product: probable serine/threonine-protein kinase dyrk2
Exons: 2
Coding region: 239-748 (169 amino acids)
Source: RefSeq, a predicted model, not a curated record
GCGUCGGAAGAUAAACUCACGUGCGGCUUGGUGAGGUGAGUUUAACUCCAGGCGUUGAGAUAUUUUGAUAUUCGCGAAAUGAUUGGCUUCAACAGGCGAAAGUUCGUCGACCAAGAGGCCAUAUUUUUGACCUCACGAAAAAUUGUGUCUGAAAAUAGACUAUGGUCCUUCCCAAAUACAAAAGGGAGGAUGAACAGCAUGUUACUUAGAAUAUAUAAGGAUUCACAGAAGUUUCCUGAUGGCAGCCUUCCAGCUGUGGUUGUGGGGCAGCCACUUGCUCCAGCGAUGCCUCUACGACUGCAAGGCCUUGUGGACACCGAAGGGCAAUCUUGCGGUGAGCGCUGGCAGCGACGACGACGAAGAGUUCUUGGACGCCAUCGGCGGCAACGAGGAGGUGUCGUCCGUCAAUGUCGAGUUCUCUUCGGGCGAAGACGAGAGAGACUCGUCGGACAGCGUGAAGAGCAGGUCACACUCGUCAGACAGCGACGUGACCGACAGAGUGAAGAGCAGGUCACACUCGUCAGACAACGACGUGACCGACAGAGUGAAGAGCAGGUCACACUCGUCAGACAGAAAGACACGUACCAGAACCUCACACAAGCCACGCAUCAAGACUCGCACCAGCACCUCAUGCACCUCAUACAUCAUAACUAGUACCAGCACCUCAUGCAAGUCACACGUCAAGACACGUACCAGCACCUCAUGCACCUCACACGUCAAGACACGUAUUAACGUGAAGGUUUUAUAAACUCCUGACCAGUUUAUAUAACGUACUCCAGAAACGGUAUUCUACUGAUGCUGCACUGUGUUCCUGCUCAUGGACGGCACUUGUAUUAUUUAUUUUAUAUAAUGUCUGUACUCAAUAACAGUAUUAUUUUUACUGUCGUUUUGUGUUGAUGUGCCGAUCUCAAGAACAUCAUUUAUUUUCCAGAUGUGUUGCUAACGAACAAAAUAUGCCGAUCUGUGCUCACGAACAG